Musca vetustissima is the source of this 1447-nucleotide messenger RNA. It is a transcript of the gene aspr, whose product is annotated as neurogenic locus Notch protein. The coding region runs from base 1 to 1440 and encodes 479 amino acids. The record is from RefSeq and is a predicted model, not a curated record. The transcript is spliced from 7 exons. Lineage: Eukaryota; Metazoa; Arthropoda; Insecta; Diptera; Muscidae.
AUGAUCUGUACGGAAAAUAUUAUCAAGAUGUCCAGGGCGUUCAAAGCCGUACUAUUACUCGCCAUCUUGGCCUGUAUCCAUGCUGAGGAUAAACAAUUACAAACUAGUAAUUCGACCGCGGUCGAAGAUAAAAAGUUAACUAAACGUGCAACAUGCAGCACAUGCUCCUACGAUGGACGUACGUAUUAUACAUAUGCCGAUGGAACGACAGUGGAGAGAUUAGUUUACCGGGAUCCAAUUUAUCAUACACAUUCACGUGCUGAUUUACGCGUUAAUGGCUGUCAUGGCAAUCCCUGUGGUGUCAAUGCCAUCUGUCAGGAGACAGCAGGCGGCCGUCCUGUUUGCUCCUGCCCACCCGGCUAUAGUGGCAACCCAUUGACUCAUUGCAAUCGUGGCGAAUGUUUGGACAACAUCGAUUGCCGCAGUGAUUUACAGUGUCAAAAUGGUCGUUGUGUUAAUCCUUGUGUUGGUGCAUGCGGAUCGAAUGCCAAUUGUGAGCCCAGAAAUCACGUUGCCGUAUGCAGUUGCCCACCAGGCUUCAAUGGUGAUCCAUUUGUUUCCUGUCGUCAAUCUGAUCCUGAGGAACAAUGCCAUCCCAGUCCCUGUGGUCAAAAUACAAAAUGUGAAAUUGUUAAUGGUGUACCCACCUGCUCCUGUUUGAAUGGUUACAUUGGUAAUCCCUUGAGCGGAUGUCGUCAUGAAUGUGAUCAUGAUGGUGAUUGUAGUUCACGUGAUAUGUGCAGUAACUUCAAGUGUGUUCCCGCUUGUACCCAGUGUGGUGUUGGAGCCACCUGCAGUUCAGUGAGUGGUCAUCGUGCUGUCUGUGAAUGUCCUAAGGGUUAUAUUGGUAGUCCAUAUACGGAAUGUCGUCCCGAAUGUUAUGGUGAUUCGGAUUGUCCAGCUAAUAAGCCAGCUUGUUUCUAUGGUAUUUGCAAGAAUACAUGUGAUGGCGCUUGCGGUAUUGGUGCCGACUGUAAUUUAAGAGGUUUGACUCCGGUGUGCAGUUGUCCACGUGACAUGACUGGUGAUCCUUUUGUUCGUUGUCGUCCAUUUACCAAGGCUGAUCUCUGUGAGCCCAAUCCAUGCGGCACCAAUGCCAUUUGUAUUCCUGGUCAUGACAAUACUGGACGUGAACGUCCUGUUUGUAAUUGCUUGCCUGGCUAUACUGGAAAUCCUUUGACCCAUUGUACAAGGGGUGAAUGUCUGAGCAACAACGAAUGUCCCGAUAACAAAGCCUGCAUUAAUUAUCAAUGUGUCAAUCCCUGCAUUGGCAAAUGCGGUUCCGGUGCUAUCUGUGAACCAAAAUCACAUUUAGCUGUUUGCAAGUGCCCACAUGGUUUCACUGGUGAUGCCUUAGUAUCCUGCCGCCAAUCCCGCACGCAACCCGUUGCCAAAUAUUACAGCGAUUCAACUGGCAGCUGUAAUACAUGCGGCAAAUAGACUUAAC